Molecule: messenger RNA, 1704 nt
Organism: Parastagonospora nodorum SN15
Lineage: Eukaryota; Fungi; Ascomycota; Dothideomycetes; Pleosporales; Phaeosphaeriaceae
Exons: 3
Coding region: 1-1704 (567 amino acids)
Molecular function (GO): DNA replication origin binding
Source: RefSeq, a predicted model, not a curated record
AUGCAAGUCCACUACGAAUACCGGCACCCAGCAACUGGCGUACCACCCAUUGACCCCAGCCUGGACCACACCACCGCGGCUUCCCGGAAUGGCCACGCGCCCAUGUCGUCGCUCCCUCAUCAGUCGGCCGCGAACCACCUCCUCCAGCCCGACAAUGCACCGCUCACCCACGCCCAUCUUGCCCACGGCUUCUAUGGCGACAUGUCACGCCCCUCGCACACUCCGCCGCCGACGUCCUCCCCACGCUUUUCCGCCCUAUCGCCCACCAGCCAGCCCAAGCAGCUGGCCGCCCACUACGUGCCCGACGACCGCACCCCUCCGCCCCGCGACGUGUCCGACGACACCAUCGACGACGCCUAUGCUGCCUUCAUCCUCUACUGCAACCCCAACUUUGCAGCCUCGACCGACACCACGGAGCUGGUGAAGCUCUUUCGUACGCCGCCCAAGAGCGACGGCAAUGCCUUCAGUAGCUGGACCCUGUUCGAGCUCAUACAAAUCAAGACAUGGACGCAGCUGGCGCUGGACUUGGGCGUCGCGCCACCCGACACAGACAAAGGACAGAGCACCCAGAAAGUGCAACAGUAUUCCGUGCGACUGAAGCGCUGGAUGCGCGCCAUGCACAUUGAUGCCUUCUUCGAAUACCUCUUGGGCAAACAACAUCCAUACUAUCUCUAUAUACCCCCUCCCCACGACCCGUUUCCCAACGACGGAAGAGAUGGCGUGCCGCUAGAGGAAGAUUUGGCCAUACGCGCGCUCGAUCCCAAGUUCAAACCGAAGCGUGGUCGGCGGAAGGCAGACGAGGGGGAAGAAGACAUGGAUCUCGAUGACGGCACUCCUGCACGAAAGCGUCCUCAACUCGACACAUCUGUUCCCUUUGGUAACGCAUUGCAGCCUCAAUCAGCAUAUCCUACCAGCGCCCACCCGGACCACAUGGGCGGCUUCUUGACCCCACAGGAUCCAUGGACCGCAGCCUCUGCCAUUACUCCAUCUUCAGCCAUGACCACAGCUUCCGCUCCAAGUCGAAUGGGUCAGAAAAAUUUGACCCCGUACUCAGCCUCUCCCAUGACGGGCCAGCAGCUUCGUUGGCGCCUCAACACGCAGGAAAAUCCACAGACUCCUCAUCCCCUUUCCGCUGUUACGCCACAAUCCGCCCACCCCUUCUUUGACGAGCCUCAGUCAGCCGUAACCCCAUCUAGUGCUAAGCCGCGCGCAAGACGACGACACGGGCCUGCUGUCUCGUCAGCAUGGUCGAGCAACAAUAACUCUUCGAACGGGAAACUUCGUGGUCGACCACCUAGCAAUCGCUCGAUACGCGACGGGCCUUUCGUCACGUUUCCAGCCAACCCAGCCAAGAGAGAAGGUGCGACCAAUGACAUCAACAACCGCAACUCGGGAAAUCUGACCCCUAUCGUUGAGCGCGCUCACUCUGACCCGCCCACUAUAGAACACACAUUCCGCUUCCCUCCCACCCCUGCUUCUGCCGUAUCACCAUCUACUAUUGAGGGAUCCCUACAAAGUGCCCCUCAAAAGCAACGCCUCAGCCUUCAGGUCCCACAGAUUGUAGGAAAUCCAGUGCGCCUGGUCACACCCACCGUCUUGGUGAAUGCCUCCCCCAUCUUCGCGAGCACCAGCUCAAACAACAUCGCCGGCACCUUCGUUGCCGGCUGUGUCUCUCGAGAGCCUCAAUCGCGCAUUGGCAGCUGA